This is a messenger RNA of Mercenaria mercenaria, 2831 nucleotides long. Its product is annotated as CUB and sushi domain-containing protein 3-like. The transcript is spliced from 17 exons. Lineage: Eukaryota; Metazoa; Mollusca; Bivalvia; Venerida; Veneridae. The coding region runs from base 372 to 2831 and encodes 819 amino acids. The record is from RefSeq and is a predicted model, not a curated record.
GUCCUGUGCUCGAUUCUCCGGACGGCGGGACCGUUUCUAUAGAGACUAACGGUGCGACCACCACCGCGUAUUACACGUGCGACGCUGGGUAUGCUCUGUAUGGUGAUCCGGAGAGAAUUUGUCAGGGAAAUAACACGUGGACGGGACAGCCCCCUACUUGCAAAUGUGAAGCACCUAGUGACCCGGAUCACGGAUCUGCCAGCGUUUCAGCAGACGGCAGCACAGUAACAUACACGUGCGACAUAGGCUAUGUUCUCACAGGCAAUCAGUAUAGAUGGUGUCAAACGGACGGCAACGCUUGGAACGGAACUGACCCAAUUUGUGAAACGUGCACAGUUCUAGGUGAUCUUACCAAUGGUAAUGUAACUUUGAUGCAGGAAAGUUACACUACAGCCGCCAUAUUUGCGUGUGACGUAGGAUACAGUCUUCUAGGGGCCAACAAUGUCACAUGUCAAACCGAUGGCACUUGGAGUGACGUAAUGCCAACAUGCGUUGCUUGCCAAUCCCUUACCAGUCCCUCACUUGGAAAUAUAACUCUAUCGACUGAUGGCAUGAAUACGUAUGCACAGUUUGCAUGUACAGACGGAUACAAGGUGUUGGGAGAUGACCUGCUCUCUUGUUUGACAAAUAGUUCUUGGGAUUCUGUGGAACCGACUUGUAUAUGUGAAGAUCCGGAGGCACCAGCCUUUGGCCAGGUUACGGUGGACGACACAGGAAUGCUUGCUUCUUACACGUGUGAUGUUGGGUAUACAAUGGAUGGAGAAAGAACACGUGACUGUCAGUUAGACAGUACUUCCUGGACCGGAGACGUUCCAUCAUGUGUAACAUGUACAGAUGUGCCUUCUUCUGGCGCCAAUAUCACACUUUCUACAAAUGGAACGCAAACAACUGCAAGUUUUAGUUGUCUCCCUGGAUACACUAUGAUAGGGGAGGUAACUUCUGAAUGUAGUACAACUGGGAUAUGGACACCAACAGCAGCAACUUGUGUGUCAUGUGAUGCGCUGAUAUCACCGGCUAGUGGCAAUGUGUCAGUAACCAGCAAUGGAACAGUAUCUGUAGCAGAGUACACAUGCAAUAGUGGGUACACGCUAAGUGGAGUUGCAACAAGAACCUGCCAAGAGGAUGGGUCUUGGGACGGCCAAGCUGCUCAGUGUGACUGUGAGGAGCUUACAGAUCCAGUAAAUGGAAACUUGACAAUGAUUGGCCAGACAGCUUAUUACGCAUGCGCAGUGAAUUACACACUUAGCGGAGAAUUUCAGUUGGUUUGCCAAGAAGAUGGAACUGGUUGGAGCAAUACUCCACCUACAUGUGCGGAGUGUCAGUCUUUACAAGAUAUUAAUGAUGGGAGCAUCACAUUUACAAGUGUAUCAGGCUUGAACACUACUGCGCAACACGCAUGUGACAUCGGUUAUACUCUUGUGGGUUUCACAUCACGCACAUGCAAUGCAGAUGGAACUUGGGAUGGUUCUGCACCUUAUUGUCAACUGUGCGACGUAAUACAGUCUCCAAACGAUGGGGCGGUCACUUUGACAACUAAUGGUUCACAGACGAUAGCCACAUUUACUUGCGAUGUUGGGUAUACCGUCAAUGACGUAACAAUCGUGACGUCAGAAUGUGACCAGAGUGGUGUGUGGGAGUCAACAAAUGUAGAAUGCAUAUCUUGUGAGCAGCUUACGAAUAUAUCAAGCGGAGCUACGUUAGUGUCGUCAAAUGGAACAUUUACAACAGCAUCAUACUCGUGUGUGUCCGGGUACGAUCUUGUUGGAGUCAGCACGAGGACUUGUCUUAGCACUGGCACAUGGUCCGAUACCGAGCCACGCUGCAAAUGCGAAACACCAGAUUCAAUACCAAAUGGUUCGGUGGCUGUAUCUUUCGAUGGAAUGAAGGCAUUUUACACGUGUGAUAGUGGCUACAGUAUGAAUGGCGUGUCAAACAUCACGUGUCAAGAGGACGGUUCGGGAUGGGAUUAUGCUUCACCAUCUUGUGUCAAGUGUGAAACAUUGACAACCCCAGACAGCGGCACUAUGACAUUGAGUUUCACUGAGACAAGUACACAAGCUUUGCUCUCAUGUGUUUCUGGUUAUUACCUUAAUGGUCAAAACCUGUUGACCUGCGGUCAGAACGGAACAUGGGACUACGAAACCCCUGUCUGUGUUUGUGAGAUACCAGCAUCACCAGCAAAUGGUAACAUAUCAGUUUCCGUUGAAGGCUUUACCAUAACUUAUAGUUGUGACAUUGGUCAUUCCUUAAAUGGAGCUGCAACAAGAACUUGUCAGAACGCUGGCCAAUCAUGGAGUGGAUCUGCACCAUCUUGUGUAUCAUGUGAUACUGUGCCAAGUCUUUUGGAUGGAAACAUAGAAUAUUCCAGUAACGGAACCGUUACGGAACUUUCGUAUAGUUGUAACGUAGGUUACACUUUGUACAGCGUUACUGGAGAAACAUCAGCAACAUGUGAUGAUGACGGAACAUGGAACACAGCGAUUGUCUCUUGUGUUGAGUGUGACACCCUGUCAAGUCCCAGCAGUGGCUCUCUUUUACUAUCUACUGACGGAUUAACAACAUCAGCAUAUUUUGAUUGCGCAACAGAUUAUUAUAUGGUCGGAGAAAACAGCUCGGUUUGUGACACUUCCGGUGUUUGGACAACUUCUGCACCGUCGUGUUUGUGUGUAUUACCAACUGUACCAACGAAUGGUGCGAUGACAUUGUCUGAUGAUAACUUAACGUUGACCUUAGCGUGUGAUGUUGGAUAUAUCCUCAGUGUUUCGGCAGUCCGAACAUGUAGCACAGAUGGAACCGGGUGGUCGGGAGUUCAACCAACUUGUGGUAUAUAA